Molecule: messenger RNA, 9054 nt
Organism: Solea solea (common sole)
Lineage: Eukaryota; Metazoa; Chordata; Actinopteri; Pleuronectiformes; Soleidae
Gene: ralgapa1
Product: Ral GTPase activating protein catalytic subunit alpha 1
Exons: 46
Coding region: 491-8833 (2780 amino acids)
Biological process (GO): positive regulation of GTPase activity; regulation of small GTPase mediated signal transduction
Cellular component (GO): nucleus; cytoplasm
Molecular function (GO): GTPase activator activity
Source: RefSeq, a predicted model, not a curated record
CACCUUAAAUGUCAGAAAUAUAUCUGUAUAUCUCGUAAUACCACGCGCACACGAUAUAUUUAAAACUGAUAACACUUUUUGUUGAUAUUGUAAAACUAAUUUGACGUUGAAUUUCUCUGCUAUCCAUUAAUUUGUUUUCCCCUCCCCGCCAUGAUGUUUUCUAAGUGAACGGCGGAGCUAGCCGAGCAGCUAGUUGAGCCGUCAGGUUGUUGUGGUAGGGAGGUGCAGUGGAUGGAUGCUUUACGCCGCUACGCCUCGCAGAUUUGUCUUAGUUUAAACAGAAUGCGUGCUCGCCAACACAAUUAUAUAUUGGUCCAUAUACCCCGCCCUGUUGCGGCGAAGUCAUAAUUCGUAACGUUAAUAAAUGCUCCAAGAGUAGCGGCGUCCGUAACAGUUUGAAGAUUAACGUUAGCUGGGGCUGUGGAAGCGGCUACACCGCUAGCUCCUUCUUGCUGUCUACCGUCGCAGUCUUGUGCCUCCUGCCUCAGGAAUGUUUUCCAAAAAGCCUCAUGGGGACGUUAAAAAAUCAACACAGAAAGUGUUGGACCCAAAGAAGGACGUGCUGACGAGGCUCAAACAUCUUAGAAUUGUCAUAGAAAAUGCGGAACCAUCCGAGCUGAAACAGUUAUUUGACCUGCACUACUCCCAUAUCUACUAUGUCUUCUUUGAAAACUUUGUCACCAUUGAGGCCAGCCUCAAGCAAAAAGGUCAUAAAUCGCAGAGGGAGGAGCUGGACUCAAUCCUCUUCAUCUUUGAGAAAAUCCUCCAGCUCUUGCCAGAGAGAAUCCAGAGCAGGUGGCAGUUCCACAGCAUCGGGCUGAUUCUUAAGAAGCUGUUACACACGGGGAACUCUUUAAAGAUCCGCCGUGAAGGCGUGCGCUUGUUCCUGUUGUGGAUGCAGGCGUUACAGAAUUAUGCAGAGCGGGAGCAGCUCUGUAUGUUUGCCUGUUUGAUUCCCGGCUUCCCGGCUCCGCUCUGCCACGGAUCACCACGCACCCUGGACACUCUGAUCAACCCGCCGCUGACUUUGACAGAGAUUCAGGUGACCCCGGAAGAGAUCACUCCACUGGUUCCUCCUCAGUCAGGUGACAAGAACCAGGAAGACCUUACUGCCUACUUCCUAGAAGCCCUACUGAAAUACAUGGUAAACCAGGCCAAGUCUCUAGAGUGGCGUUGUAAAGACAACCAUGAACGGGGCUUCAGCUUCCUCUUUGGUCACUUCAGGAAGUUUUACCUUCCUCACAUCUUUCCCAACUUUGCCAUGGAAACCAGCCUCUACAACCCCAUACUGGACGUGCCUCCGAUGCGUCCUAAGCCGUACUACAGUGUGGUUCGUAGAGAGCCGGACAGUGGGGAGACACUGUACUGCACCAGGGAGAGCUUCCUUCAGGCCCGUGUCAUCUUCAUACGCUGGCUGGUUUCCUUCUGGCUGGAGCCACGACCCAACACACAAACACAUAUCCCAGGAACAGAGGGAGAAAUUGUCCCCAAGAACAUACAGCGAGCAGCAGCUGGCCUGGCAGCUCGUUCUGUAGGCAGCUCAGACGACAGUGUUGGAGGUAGCAGUCACUUGGAAGGUAGCAGUGGUCCCUCCGGGCCAGGUGGAGGCAGCAUGGGGCUGUCCGGAGGGCCAGGGAUGGGAAAUGAGCCUGAGCAGAGCCACUCCAACACAUCUACGCUGACUGAGAGGGAACCCAGCUCCUCCUCACUCUGCUCCAUCGAUGAAGAGCAGCUGACAGACAUGGAAGUGGUGAGGAGAGUGCUGACCAACUCCAGAACCAACGUCAACUUCAUCACAGAGAUCUUCAGACAGGCGUUUCUUCUUCCUAUGUGUGAGGCGGCAGCAAUGCGAAAAGUGGUUCGUGUUUACCAGGAGUGGAUCUCCAUGGAGGACAAGCCAGUGUUUAUGAAGGAGCCAGAAGAGGGUCCUUAUCCCAUAGCCACAGCCAACAGUCUGGACUCAGGCUCUCAGCUCAGGGACAAAGAGGACGAGGGAAUGAACAAAGUGAUCGACAGUGAAUUGCUGGAGUACAGUGUACAUGCUGGAGUUCAGACCACACUGCAGGUAUUUAUCACCCACUCCUCUAAUGUUUUUCUACUGGAGCCUGCCAACGACAUCAAGAUACUUUUAGAAGAGCACGUCGACAUGUGCAAGCGAGUCCUGAACAUCUAUCGCAGCCUUGUCAUGCACGAGACCAUGGACCACAAAACAUGGGAGCAGAUCUUACUGGUUCUGCUCAGGGUGACGGAGUCCGUGAUGAAAAGACCACCAUCGAUUAUGCCUCAGGGCAAGAAGAACAACACGUUGUCAGGGAGACUGGCUGGACCUAUCUUUCAGACACUGAUCGUAGCCUGGAUUAAGGGGAACCUAAAUGUCUACAUAAGCAGGGAACUGUGGGACGACCUCCUCUCUGUCCUUACCUCUCUGACCUGCUGGGAGGAACUGGUCACUGAGUGGUCUCUCACCAUGGAAACCCUGACCAAGGUUUUGGCCAGGAACCUGUACAGUGUUGAUCUCAAUGAGCUGCCUCUGGACAAACUCAGUGAACAAAAACAGAAGAAACAUAAAGGAAAAGGUAUCGGUUCAGAGGGCCAGAGGCAAGUUGUGGAUCAUUCCUUCUCAAAAGGUUGGAGCCGAGAUCAACCGGGCCAGGCUGCAGCAAUGAGACAGAGGAGCGCCACCACUGCUGGCUCACCGGGCAUCGAAAAGGCCAGAAGUAUUGUCCGCCAGAAGACUGUAGCCCUACGUAGCUGUUCUACAGGGGACUCUCUGCUCUCCUCAGCCUUUAUCCGCAGUGCUAAGAGUGCUCCUGCUCUGGCUCCGCCUCUUCCUGUCCUCCACCACCACCACCCUUUGCUACCCCCUCUUGCCGACCAGCUGGCAGACCUUGAGGACCCACCCAUCACGCUGACCCCCCGUACCGCUCGGAUGCGUCACUCCUCUCAGAGUGACGAGGCCCCUCCUACGUCCGGCUUGGACGUUUUCCAGGGCGUGGCUUGUGACUUGGACGCCCCGGCGCCUUCCUCGCUUGCGAGAAGCAGCAGUGCGUCGGACAUCAUGGAGCCUUUCAUCGCUGAGCGGGUCAAAGGUGAAGACCCUCAGAGGGAUCCCACUUUGAUCCCAAACCCCCACCACAACCACUCUGCCACUUCUAAUCUUGCAGCCAGCAGCCACACAACUCAGCCACUUCCACACCCUACCCACCCCCCUUCUCCCACCCCCUUUACCCACUCAAACGGUGUUGUUUCCUUGACCUCAGAGGGGCAAGAUGAUGGUAGUGUUCAUGAACAGUUCUGGCACCAGAUUGGCUCUCGAAGCCAAGGCUCUAGUUCUGAUUGGGUAAGCGACUGGGAUUCUGCUUUCACCCUUUCGACUGAAAAGGAGGCUGAUGCAGAAGAGGGUGAACUGGGAGCCGGGGCAGAGGAGGAUGAUCUAUUUUCCUCAAUUAGGGACUACUUCAUUCACAGAGGAGGUGAGAGGAAGGAAGAGGCUGGAGAAAGAGAUAGUCCUGGUCUUUCAUUAGAGAACAGGGUUUCUUUAUUUGCACCUGUCCAAACAGGGGUUGCUAGAGCACAAGUAGAAUCUGCAGGACAGGUAGGAGAGGCAAGGCAGAUGGUAAGAGAGGACAAGCAGGGAAGUAAAUCAGUGCGACACAGCAGUGUGGAUUCAACAGAGGAGAAUGAGGCAGAGCAGCGCAGCAUUUAUGAGUGCCUGGAGCUGCAGUGUCAGUGGCCGUCGUCCAACACUAAGGGAAGUGCUAGCUUAGAAAGAAGUGGUGGGGAGAAAAAGGGUGGAGGAAACACAGGAAGGGUGGCUGGAUUGGAAGCUAAAUGUGACAUGUGGGGGGAUUUAGAGGACAAGAAAGAGGAUGAUAAAGAAGCAGCAGGAAAUGAACGGCCUAGUUUUAUUAGACAAGAUACAAACACCUUAGAAUGUAGCCUGGAAUCAAACCAACAUCCCCAAUCUUCAGAUCCCCCUAAGCUCAAAGUGUCUCGUAGUAGUGCUAAGAGGCAUCAUUCUGGGGGAGUUCAUGUCAGCUUCCGGCCCUCAACUGAGUCUGUCCAGUUUCACAACCCCCUUGAGAGUAAAGAGGCUCACUGGAAAGCAAGGCUGCGCCGCCUCAGUCACUUUCACACUCAUAGCCACUCAGCUGGGGAACGGCCAGGAGCUGGGGCUGGAGCUGGGGCGGGGUCAGGGGGCAAGCUGGGAGCAGGGGGUGCAGGUAAGUUUGUCUCUGUGGCUGGAAUCAGCCAUAAAGCACAUGAGAAAUUAGCCUCUGGGACUGUUACUGAUAGCAGCAGGGCAGGGGGCGCAGCAGGUGCUGGAGGUCUGGAAAACAAAACAGGAAGUGGAGGAGAUGUAGACAAACAUCCUGGAUCAUGUGUGGGACCUAGUGUGGGCUCGCAGGGUCACUCAGAGGUGUUAUCAAGCGUUUCAGGUUCCUCAGGCGUGUCGACGGGUGUGCGUGGCCGUUUGGGCCGUUCAGCCUUGCGUUCUCGAGCCUCCCGCUCACGCUCCCAGGAGCCAGGCAGCACUUCAUCACGUCACCACCAGGGAGCCCUUCUUGGUGGCGUUUAUAAGACUGUGGUUCACGCUCUGUCUUCCAAACCCCGACCCCGAGGUCAGGGUUCAUCCCAAGGCUCAUCGCCACAGCGGCAGGGCCGGGCUGCAAUGGGUGAUGCAUCGCUAAGAGACCUCUACUCACAUGUCCUGGGCUACUUUGGGCGAAAGACGACCACGCCAGCCAACAAAGAGGAGGUGGUCCAGAAAGCCCGUCCAGUCUCCAGUGAUGUAGGAAGCACCAACCCAAAUUUCUCUGACCUCAUGGAUGAGUUCAUCCAGGAGAGACUGAGGACCAAAGGAACAGUAGGCCGUCGUGGCAGCAGCCCUGGGAGUCUGGAGGUUCCCAGGGACCUACCUGAACUCCUGGAGGCAGGUCAGAGUCCUGGAUCGCGACCAUCUGAUGAUCCGCGGCCCAUCGAUGACCCUGGGGUUCCCUCUGAGUGGACAUCACCUGCAAGUGCCAGCGGUUCCGAUAUCAUCAGCUCAGACAGCCAGUCCGACUCCUUUAAUGCCUUUCAGUACUCCACCUGCAAAUUUGAUAAUUUUACUUUCAGUUCAGAAGCCUGUGGAGGUGGAUCUGGAGAAGGCCGGGGAAGCUCAUUGGACCAGGACAGUCUGGGCGGAGGUGCUGCUUGUGAGGAACAUGAAGUAGCCAGUUUAACUACACUUCACCUCGACUCUGAGACCAGCAGCCUCAGCCACACCGUCACUGUUACAGGUUCUGAAAGUGCUUCCCCGAUGCAUUCUCUUGGAGGCUCUCGGUCCCAGACGCCGUCCCCUGCUACGCUGACCGCCGAGCACUCUGAUCACACACACUCCCACUCUCACACACACCUGCAGCUGGACCAGAAGCUCCACAACUCUGUCCUGCAGACACCUGAUGACCUGGAAACCAGUGAGUUCCCCAGCGAGGACUGCAGCGUGAUGGCGGGCGGUUCUCUGACCGGUUGGCACGCUGAUGUUGCGACUGUAAUGUGGCGUAGGAUGCUGGGAAUCCUGGGGGAUGUGAACAGCAUCAAAGACCCAGAGAUUCAUGCUCAGGUCUUUGACUACCUGUGUGAACUGUGGCAAAACUUGGCCAAGAUAAGAGAUAAUUUGGGUAUCUCUCUGGACAACCAGUCAUCUCCACCUCCUCCUGUCCUGAUCCCACCACUAAGAAUUCUCACACCCUGGCUCUUUAAGGCCACCAUGCUGACAGAGCGCUACAAGCAGGGGAAGCUUCACGCCUACAAGCUGAUCUGCAGAAUCAUGAAAAGGCGACAAGACGUUUCCCCUAAUACAGACUUUCUUACACACUUCUACAAUAUCAUGCAUCAAGGGCUGCUGCACCAAGACCAGGAUAUCGUGAACACCAUUAUCAAGCACUGCAGUCCCAGGUUCUUCAGUAUUGGUCUGCCUGGAGCCACCAUGCUGAUCCUGGACUUCAUCAUUGCAGCCUCGAGAGUCACUGCCUGCUCCUCACUCAACGCUCCAAGAGUAGAGGCUCAGAUCCUCCUUGGAUCUCUUGUGUGUUUUCCUAACUUGUAUGGAGAGCUUCCAGCCCUUCAUCCCACCACAGCGGACGUGGUGCUUACCAAGUUCCCUGAUGUCAAGGAGCACGUUAUCAAAACCAUUCUGACCUCUGCUAGAGACGAACCCUCUGCUCCUGCUAGAUGUGUGGCUUUAUGCAGUCUGGGUAUCUGGCUGUGUGAAGAGCUGUCUCACGGAACUCAACAUCCACAGAUCAAAGAUGCCCUCAACGUCAUCUGUGUCACCCUGAAGUACCCCAAUAAGAACGUAGCACUGGUGGCAUCAGACAUCCUUCACCUGCUCAUCAGUCAUGUGGAUCAUCUUCAGAAAUUCCCCCCUGACACUCCAAAGAAGAUUGUAGAGAUUCUGAUUGCAACCAUCACAUUCUUGCUGCCGACCACAGAGUCUUCUCCUCAUGAACUUGAUAAGAGGCUGGUCGUUUCCUUGCUCUUGUGUCUGUUGGACUGGGUGAUGGCUCUGCCCCCGAAGACUCUGCUUCAGCCUGUACAAACGCGGAGUCCUCCAGAGAAAGACCAGCCCACCAAGACACUGCUCAGCUGUAUUUAUAAGGUCUUGCAUGGUUGUGUGUAUGGAGCGCAGUCUUUCAACAAUGCCAAAUAUUACCCGCUGCAGCUGUCUGACCUGUCAAGUCCAGAUUAUGACCCAUUCCUGCCGUUAGAGAGCCUCAGAGAACCAGAGCCACUGCACAGCCCGGACUCGGAACGCUCCAGCAAACUUCAGCCGGUCACGGAAGUCCGCAGCCGAAUUCAGCAGGGCCUGGUUUCCAUUGCAGCCAGAACAGUUAUCACACACCUGGUCAACCAUCUUGGACAUUAUCCCAUGUCUGGAGGACCAGCUACUCUGUCUAGUCAGGUGUGUGAAAACCAGGACAACCCGUUCUGUGAGAGCGCCGAUCUUGGACCAGAACUUUUCCAUUCACCAAACCUGCAAUUCCUGGUUCUGAACGGGUCCACACUACUCUCUGUGCUUCAGAUCCGGUCAGAAUCUGGCGUACCAGGAGGUGGAAUGACCGCGGGUUUGUCCUCUGCUCCCGUUUGUGUUCGUGUGAUCAUUCGAGAUGUGGCCGGAAAACACUCGUGGGACUCUGCCGUCCUCUACGGGCCUCCGCCGUGUUCUCCAACCAGCCCAGCCCACACACUUUCAAUGCAAACACAGUCGCCUCACAGUGUGAAUCUUCAUUUACGCAACUCACCAGGAGGGCCACCGAAAAAGAUGGGACUAAAGAGAGAAGGCAGCGAAGAGGAGAGGAAAGAGGAGAGGGAGCUAGAGGAGGGGAUGGAAGGCGAGCGGCAAGAAUUUCAGGCAGAGGGUGAGGAGGAGGGAGAAGAGAGAAAAGUCUUUGAGGAGGAGAAGGGAGAAGGAGGAGGGGGGAAUGAGGAGCAGGAGGAAGAAGAGAAGGAGCAUAGAAUGGAUGGGGAGGAAGAGCCAGUGGACUCGAGCUUGGAACAGAUUCUAGCUCCGCCACUGGCUAAACGUGUGUGUCGAGAGGCGGUGCCAGCAUGGGAUUCACUGAGAGAAGGUGAUGAUGCACUGGAUGAAAUGCUGCAGUAUCUGGGACACUCGAGUCCUGAGUGUCUUCAGAGAGCAGGGACGCCGCUCAACAUCCCGGCCGCUCCUCCAGUUUGUGUUUCAGAGAAGCAGGAAAAUGAUGUGAUCAAUGCCAUCCUCAAGCAGAGUGCUGCGGAGAGAGAGUUUGUCCUUCAUAGAGGUGAGGAGUUGAACAUGAGGGCAGUGCAGCAGACUGAACCGGACACCCAGACUCCACAAUCUGCCUUUUACUACUGCAGACUCCUGAUCAACAUACUGGGUCUCAACUCCUGGGAGAAGAGGAGUAACUUUCACUUGUUGAGGAAAAAUGAGAAGUUACUCAGAGAGCUGAAGAACCUGGACUCAAGGCAAUGUCGUGAGACCCAUAAAAUAGCAGUGUUUUACGUAGCUGAAGGCCAAGAAGACAAACACUCCAUACUCACCAACACAGCCGGCAGCCAGGCGUACGAAGACUUUGUCUCUGGACUGGGGUGGGAGGUGGAUUUGACCACUCACUGUGGCUUCAUGGGAGGACUCCAGAGGAAUCGCAGCACAGGCCAGACCACACCUUACUAUGCCACCUCUACGACCGAGGUCAUCUACCACGUCUCCACGCGCAUGCCUCACGACCAGGACCACAACCUCACUAAGAAGCUGAGACACCUGGGCAAUGACGAGGUCCACAUCGUCUGGUCGGAACAUUCCAGAGACUACCGCAGAGGAAUCAUCCCCACUGAGUUUGGAGAUGUGCUAAUCAUCAUCUACCCCAUGAAGAACCACAUGUACUCCAUCCAUAUUCUCAAAAAGCCCGAGGUGCCCUUCUUUGGUCCGCUGUUUGACGGCGCCAUCGUGGACAUGAAGAUAUUGCCCACCAUGGUCCGAGCCACGGCUAUCAAUGCCAGUCGAGCUCUGAAAUCCCUCAUCCCUCUCUACCAGAAUUUCUAUGAAGAGCGAUCUCGGUAUCUAGAAACCAUCGUGCAGCACCACCAGGAGCCGACCACAUUUGAGGACUACGCCGCUCGAGUUUACAGUCCUGCUCCCUGCACUCACCUGCCGUCUGAUACAGGCUCCUGCCCCGAGAUUCUUCGGGGAGAAAGUCCGGCUCUUGGGGAGGUCGGGAGCGACUCAGCGUCCCCCAUAUCUCCUCGGACUAGCAAGAGCCGCAUGUCCAUGAAGCUGCGGCGCUCGUCUGGAUCGGCCAAUAAGACUUAGUCACAACUGACACUGUGCAUCACAUCCAGCCUGUGAGACCUGACCCUCAAAGAUGAAUUCCCGGUCCAUAAAAGCACUUAAAUUGCCACAGAUUAACAGUGACACGGAGUGAAAGGAUGAAAUGAUUCAUCACGGCAGUGAUCACGAGAAUUUCACUCUCACCUCCUUCAACUUGCACUCGUGAUCAGUUAUUGACCUUUUAUGUACAGAAGUCUUUGCCA